This is a messenger RNA of Hevea brasiliensis (rubber tree), 1783 nucleotides long. Its product is annotated as protein DNA-DAMAGE INDUCIBLE 1. The record is from RefSeq and is a predicted model, not a curated record. The transcript has 16 exons. NCBI's taxonomy places the organism in Eukaryota, Viridiplantae, Streptophyta, Magnoliopsida, Malpighiales, Euphorbiaceae. Gene Ontology annotation, molecular function: aspartic-type endopeptidase activity; protein binding. Gene Ontology annotation, biological process: proteolysis. Bases 63 to 1400 code for a protein of 445 amino acids.
UGGUGCAACUAACCAAGCCAAGAUCCAAAACCCCACUUCAAAUUUUAUCUGAAAAGCUGUUAAUGGUCAACAGCAUCGACAAUUACAAAAACCUCUCUGCCAAGAAAACCAAAGUUCCAUUAGAAGCACGAGCACACCAAAUCCAAUCACAAGACAAGACACGGAGAAAGAUGAGAAUCACUGUAAUGACAGCUGAUGAACACAUCAUAUCUCUAGAUGUCGAUCCUCAUGAAUCUGUUGAGAACUUGAAAGCUCUGCUUGAAGUGGAGACACAGGUGCCGCUUCAGCAGCAGCAGCUGCUUUAUAAUGGGAGAGAAAUGAGGAAUAAUGAGAAAUUGAGUGCAUUGGGCGUUAAGGAUGAGGAUUUGGUAAUGAUGGUCUCCACCAGCGCUGCACAUAGUUCACCCGCAAAUGAUUUGAGCUUCAAUCCUGAUGGGUCUGCUGUAAAUCCUGAGGCUUUCCAGCAACAUAUUCGACGUGAUUCUAAUUUGAUGGCCCAACUGUUUCAGACUGAUCCUGAACUAGCACAAGUUCUUCUUGGCAAUGAUCUCAGCAAACUGCAGGACCUCUUACGGCAACGCCAUCGCCAAAGAUCCGAAUUACGGCGUCAACAAGAGGAGGAGCUUGCCCUUCUUGAUGCUGAUCCUUUUGAUGUUGAGGCACAGAAGAAAAUUGAGGCUGCCAUUCGCCAGAAAGGAAUUGAUGAAAACUGGGCAGCUGCCUUGGAAUACAACCCUGAAGCUUUUGCUAGGGUGGUUAUGUUGUACGUUGACAUGGAAGUUAACGGUGUGCCUUUAAAGGCAUUUGUUGAUAGUGGUGCUCAGUCCACAAUAAUAUCAAAAAGUUGUGCUGAGCGAUGUGGAUUGCUGAGGCUUUUGGAUCAACGUUAUAGAGGCAUUGCUCGUGGAGUGGGUCAAUCUGAGAUACUGGGUCGGAUACAUGUAGCUCCAAUAAAGAUUGGGAAUAUAUUUUACCCUUGCUCCUUCUUGGUGCUGGAUUCUCCCAACAUGGAAUUUCUUUUUGGGCUUGAUAUGCUUCGCAAGCACCAGUGCAUUAUUGAUUUGAAGGAGAAUGUUUUGAGAGUUGGGGGUGGAGAAGUUUCUGUUCCAUUUUUGCAAGAAAAGGACAUCCCAACUCAUUUUCUGGAUGAAGAAAGCCUCGCCAAAGAAGUGUCCAGCUCAGGAAAUCCAGUGACAUCAGGAGCUAUAGAUAAGAAGAAUAAUGCACCAGGAGGUCAAUCUUCUGGAGUUGCACAAGGCAGUGUGACACUGAGACCUGAUUUUGAGGCCAAAGUUGCAAAGCUUGUUGAGCUAGGUUUUGGAAGGGAUUCUGUGGUACAAGCUCUUAAAUUAUUUGAUGGGAAUGAAGAACAAGCUGCUGGAUUCCUUUUUGGUGGCUGAAGAUCACUCAUAUUUUUUAAAUUCUCAUUCAUUGUGGGAAUACUAUUGAUUUCAGUAAUUUAAUGACAGGUUUUUACAAAUCCAUGAAAUUGGUGUACCCUCAAUUCAAACAGAAAAAGAAAGGUGUACCCAACUGCACUUAAUUACAAUUUGUUUGCACAAAGUAGUUUUGCAAUUCAACGGGAACAGUUAUCUUUUUUUCCCCUGUCAAGUUCUACUUCAACUUGAUCAUGGAAGAGUCGUCUGGCAGUGUUUAAUUGCCUAAUGGUGGAUUUUACAUAUACCUAGACUGAAAAAUUAUUUGAUAUUCUGGAUACUGUCUUCCCUUUGUGUAUGUGGUGUGUUUAAAAACUCAAAUGAAUAUCAUUGAGCUUUAUUGCACA